UUCAGAAAUACCUGAUUGUGACCUCAAUUGAUCCUGGAAUCUACUUUUGGCCUUCUCAUCACUAAGUUCAACUAGCAGGUCCUCUGAGUAUGGUUUUUCUGCGUCCAUUGAGGCGCAAGCAGAUACGUGCUCGUAAUAAAGCAUGGUCGGAGUCCAAGCAGGUAUUUCAGAAUGAGCAACAAUCUUCCAUCGACCCUCUCCAACUAUGACUGAUGGCAAUAUGGUCUAUUUGAGUCCAUCGUUGGUUUGGUGUAGGGGGUCGUCAUGUUAGACGAUGUCUCUCCUUAUUCUUAAAAUUUGUGUUUGCUAGAAAUAAACGAUUGUCUGAGCACAGUUGCAGCAGACAGUCACCAUUAUCUGUUUGCUGAGCCGGGAUACUAAAAUACCUACUUCAAUGUCUUUCUGUUUGGUUUAAGCUUCCUACGUGGGCAUUAAAGUCAUGUGCUACGAGUAUUAUGUCUGGGCGUUUAGCUCUUUGAAUAAGUUCAGAAAGCUAACUGUAAGUUAUCUUUCACUUCAUCCAGGCCGCAGUCAGUGAGAGCGUAGGCAGAAACAAAGAAAAGGCAACGUGUGUCUCUAUCCUUCCGAGUUCUUACGGAGCCGUUUAGCCGAACAGCACAUAGGCGACUAUUAACGGGGAUCUACUCUAAUAGUGCUUGUUCCGUCCUCGUAUUUAGUGUUAUGCCUACACCUGCUAGUCCACGAGAACUGGCCAUUGGGUCGCCAUAUGCACGGAAGGCGUAUCUCGUCGGCUCUCCGUUUUGGCAAGGUGAGGUCAAGUGAAUGACUACACUAGUAUCCUGUAUGCGUGUUUCGGAAACAAAACAUAUAUCAAUAGUACGAGAUUCAAGGGUUUUAGCCAGGGAGCCCUGAUGGCCGAUUUGACCUGGGCUGUGUACGUUGAAGGCUGCAAUGUGUAGUUUGGAGCGAGAUUUCAGUAGACCUGGGACAAUGUUUUGCGCACUAGAAUCGUUGGCUAUGGUGACACUUCAGGAGGAAGCCAAAAGAGGAAGUUUAGUGUUGAAAGUCGGUGUAGGAGGAAUAAUAGGAAUUGGAGAGGGUGGUUGAUUAUGAAUACAGUGGUCUUGAGUGGUGUUAGAGGUAUGAAGGCGGUUUUCACUUCCCGGUCGCCCACACCGUGGGAGGGUUCUUCUAGAGGUACCUGAAAGGGAAAUUGGGCAUGAGGUGGUUUUAAUGACCUGAGAGUGUGACCAGUGCCCAAAAGACAACUACUUAAGGUUUGCAACAUACGACCUUUUUGUGGGAAAUUUUCGUUUUAGCUCCGUACUUGUUGAGACCUUACCGCCGGGGAAGAAGAUCCAUGAGAUAAGACAUAGAUAGGAAGGAAUUUUUAUUUGAAAAUCCUGUUAAUGAUAUACCUAUGGACGUAAGACGAGUGAAACUGAUCAGCCAAUCAGAAUGGAAACGUUUAAAAAACAAACUGGAUAGUAAUUUGAAUGAAACUUCUAGAAUAGAAGAGAAGAAGUUACAGAUUGAAAAAAUUAAAACACAGUCAAGAGAAAUGGUAAAAAAAUGGACAAAUACACUUUUGGGAUCAAGAGAAAAGAAGCUUGAAGAUCGUUCUAAUCGUUUGGCCGAUGAGGAAAAAGGUAGAAUGGCCAUCGAUCGUAAAGAGGAGAAAUUCCAAGUGGAACAAAGAAAGAAAGCUGUCGAUAAAGCGAAGCAGCAAUUAUAUUACGAAACGGAUCGUGUUCGAUCAUUACAUUCAGGCUUAAACCUAGCAGAAACUUUGAAAGAACGUGAUAUGCAACUGAGAUUUAAACAUUUCAAAAAUAAAUCAGAAGUGAACAAAGAAAAAAUAUAUCUCGAAACGAUGCGGAAAAGUAUUGAAGGAGCUAUAAAGAAAGAACUAGACGAAGCUGAAAGAAGACAUGAGAAAAAUUUAUUAAAUGCUCAAGAAUUAAUAGCACAAAUAAAAGAACAUGAUGAACAGAAAAAACGUCGUAAAGAACAAAUAUCAGCUGAAGGCGAAGCGUUGAGAAAGAAUGCAACAAUUGAUUUAUUAGAACGUGAGAAGCUCGAUCAAAUCUAUCGUGAUCAGAUGAGAAAACUAGCAAAAGAAUUUCAGGACCAAAUUAAUGGUCAUAUACAAAUGAAAGAGAUUGAAAAAUUAUAUGAUGAAGAAAUUGAAGAACAAUGUCGAUUGUUUGCAGCAGCUAAGAUCAAAAUGACAAAAAUGCGUAUCAUGAAGGAACGUGAUAUGUUUCAACAAAAAGAAGCUGAACUACAAAAAAUACAAGAAUAUUUAUCAGAACGAUUGAAAAAUGCACAAACUAAUGAAGAAGCUCGGUUAAACAGAGCAACAACAGAAAAAGAAGAAAAAUACCAACGAGAUACAAAAGAAAGAUAUGACAAACAACUGAAAAUUAUCCAAGAAAUCAAUGAAUAUAGAGUGGAUGAAAUAGAAAGACGUAGAAAACGAUUAGAAGACGAGAAACAAAUGGAAUUAUGUGAAAUACGUGGAAGGAUAGCGGCUGAAUUGGCAUUAACUGAAUAUGAAAAUGCAUGUAAGACAAAAAAACUGGAAGAACGAAAGCAAUUAUCACGACAGUUACUGCAGGAAUCAAUGGUAAAACGAGUACUAGCCAAGAAAGAACGCAAAGCAGAAAUUGAAGCGAUAACCAAUGAAAAUAAACUGAUUCAAAUGGAAGAAAAAAUUUUUCAAGAUUACGCAACUAGAGUAAUUAAUCAUUGUAAAGCGAACGGUCGAAAUGUUUAUCCAUUGGAAAAAGCAACCCAUACAGGAUCAAUGACUGGUCUAGGCACCGGUUUACCAAGUUUAGUGACCAUUAAUAUGAAUCAUCCAACUGAUGAUCAACACAACAGUGAUCAAUCUACGAAUACGAAUGAUCAACGUUACAAUAAAGAAGUGCGCAACAAUGCUAUGUUAAAUGGAAACUUGACAAAUAAAAAAAUUAAUACUAACAAGCGUUUAGGAUUUGUUUGGUGAAUAUGUAUCUAUGUCUUUUAUGAAUUUAUAUUAAUCUCUUGAAAAUAUGUACUCCUUUACAAAGUUAUAUUUAUUUGUUGGUUAAAGUAAAGAUAAGUAUAUCUGAU
Schistosoma curassoni is the source of this 3078-nucleotide messenger RNA. NCBI's taxonomy places the organism in Eukaryota, Metazoa, Platyhelminthes, Trematoda, Strigeidida, Schistosomatidae. The record is from the annotation of a GenBank genome assembly.